This is a messenger RNA of Brenthis ino (lesser marbled fritillary), 327 nucleotides long. Lineage: Eukaryota; Metazoa; Arthropoda; Insecta; Lepidoptera; Nymphalidae. The record is from the annotation of a GenBank genome assembly.
AUGACGCUGUGGGCGAUAAGAAAAGAGUCUGAAGAAAUAGAAAGAAAAAAGGCAAGUAAAAAAGCAAAGAAAAAUUUAAACAGUUUAGAAGGUUUAAUGAAAAAAUAUAAGUCAAAAUCAACUACAACAAAACUUGAUUUAAAAGAUUCGUCCUCGUGUGCUACAGGAAAUCAGUGUACUGCGUCUUCAUCUACAUUCAACAUAGAGUCUACAGAACCACAGCCAUCCGUUGUACAGUCAUCCUAUCCAGUAAAUAUUAUUUUACCUGAUCACAGUACAAUACCUGAGCACACUUCUAUACCUGAGUUGUCAGACAACCACCACCAA